AGGACGACCAACAAAUGUGCACGGAGACCUCCUUUCUUGGAACGGCUAUGGUUUGAACGCACGUGAGGGGGGAAAAGGCUGCACCAGUCCUUCAACUUCACUCGGUUUUUAUAUUGUUGCUGCAGCUUUAAAAUCUCCGACAGUUCGUGUUGAGCUUACGGCUAAUAGAGGCGAGGAGGUACAAUCAAAACAAACACAAAAACAGGUAGCCGAUAAGCUAGUGAGCCUCCAAACUCCCGGUUUUAGUUCUGUAUCUGAAAGCGCUCUGGGGACAUGUCAGCCGUGCAAAACGAAUCCAGGAAACGGAGCAAGAAGCGCUUUAUGGCCGGUCACCACAGCAAGCGGUGGAAGGGCUCCCGGGAGCUGGAGGUGGGCAUGCAGGGGAUCCUCAUCACAUGCAACAUGAACGAGAGAAAGUGCACGGCGGAGGCCUUGAAUCUGCUCGGUGAAUACGCAGACAAGCUCUAUGGUCUCGAGAAGCUUCAGGAAAAUACGGGGAGCAGCAGUGAAGAAGAGGAGGCUGAAGAAGAAGAUGUUGAUGUUGCCCUGAAGAAAGAAGUGGCCCAGCUGCGGGCAUCGGAAACUAAACAGGAGAGGCGCUUCCAGGCGCUUGACAGCGGAGCAAACAACGUGAUCUUCAUCAGAACUCAGAAUAUCGAGUCUGAUAAACUGGUUCAUCAUAUCCUGUCAGAUCUCCAUACUACAAAGAAGAAAAAGUCACGUGUCAUCCUUCGAAUGUUGCCAGUAACUGGAACCUGCAAAGCUUUUCAGGAAGACAUGGUGAAAUAUCUGACCACUUUCCUGGAGCCUUGGUUCAAAACUCCAAGCUGUGCUACCUACCAGAUUGCGUUCAAGGCCCGCAACAGCAACCACAACAAGCGAGACGAAAUCAUCAAAUCUAUCGCCGGCCUUGUGGGGAAGAUGAACCCUAAGAACAAAGUGGAUUUGACAAACCCUGAACUGACAAUCAUUGUGGAGGUCAUCAAGACAGUGUGUUGCCUCAGUGUGGUAAAAGACUAUACGCUGUACAGAAAGUACAACGUUCAGGAAGUGGUGAAAGACGACAUAUCGAAGACUGACGUGACCACAGCAAAAGCAGACGCAGACACAAGCGAUCAGACGGAGAAACCUGAUGCGGGAGAGACGGACAGAAGAGAGACGAAGGGCGAAGAAGACAAGGGCACAAGUGUUUCAGAGAAGGGGGAGGGUGAUGAGGGUGAAGGUGGGGGAGAGUGAAAGCUCACACUGAAGAAAACAGUUGAGGAAAUACCGUUAAAUUUGCUUUGUAGUGCCGUGCUUUUGUUUUAAAUGGACUGAUUUGUCAACAUCAUGAGCUCCAUAAGCAUCACAAACGAUUCUAAUAUAAUUUAAUAUUUUUGGGUUUUUUAAUAUUCAUGGGGAUAUCUGGCAUCCAUUAUCAGCUUUAUUGAGUUGUACAUUUCAAUUGAGAGAAUUUUUUAAUUGAUUUUACAAACUAUUUGUAGCUGCUCACAAUUUUUUGUUUGUUUGUUCUUUUAAAUGGUGAAUUUGACUUUUAAUUUCAGUGUGUUUUUAUUACUUCUGGGGUUCUCGCUUAAAAAUUGACUUUUCUUCAAGUUAACAGGUAUCACUGCUAGUACCUAUUACUGUUGUGUAACUUGUUUCCUAAAUUUGUCCCUGCUGCCUGUGUGUUUAACUGGUUCCUCACGUAUUCUUUACUUAGUUCGUGGUGCUCUCUGUUCUGCUCAUUGGCACAAUAAACAGAACGAAGUGGAGGAGACUGAGGAGGUUAGAAAUGGCGUACAUAUAAACUCUGUAUGGUGUGUUACACUUAGAAAGUGUAGACACUUCUUUGGCAGUUCUUUUGUACUCCACAAGAUGGAGAUAAAACAUCAUUUUCCAGAGUACUGACUGUUAUGUGAUAAUUGUGCUACCCUCUAAAUGGAUAUUCGUAGCUAUACUGCGUACUGUUGUUUUCUUUUAAAAAUUAUUUUAGGAGAAACAGUCUUACGGUUGUUUUAGUCUUGAAUACUACAUAAUCCUACUUGAAUACUCCAGGCUGUAAUUACCGUUUAAAAUAUAAAACACUUCAUAUAAGAGAGUAACGUCUUAUUACAGAAUACAUGAGUAUAACCUGUUCCACAGAGAAAUUAAAUCAAUCAUUUAUUUGAGGAAGUUUAUUUCUAUUGGCAUCCCUCCAGCUGCUGCCCAGGUCGUCAGCAGCUGGAGGGAUGCCAGAAGAGGAAGAAAUAUUUCAGCCAAUCUAGUGCUUGAUUGAUAUCGUGUAGUUGAGAACAAAUUAAUCUCCGGUCUGAAGGUGCGGUCCUACCUGUGAGUACUUGUUAUUCAUGCAUUAAGUUUCUAAUGAAUACUGACUACUCCCGUGCAGUGUGUCAA
Molecule: messenger RNA, 2376 nt
Organism: Pelmatolapia mariae (spotted tilapia)
Lineage: Eukaryota; Metazoa; Chordata; Actinopteri; Cichliformes; Cichlidae
Gene: thumpd1
Product: THUMP domain containing 1
Exons: 5
Coding region: 274-1236 (320 amino acids)
Biological process (GO): tRNA modification
Molecular function (GO): RNA binding
Source: RefSeq, a predicted model, not a curated record